GUUAUAUAUUUGAUGGCUGCCAUCACGGUAGACCUUGCCACGGCCCAGCACAGCACAGUCAUCGAUCUUGACCUUGGGCAAAGCGUCAAACCUCAGCAGUCUCCUUUCAUCUGUGGCGGGCUGUGAGUGAAAAGAGUAACCAUGGGAGAUGCGGAGAUGGCUGUGUUCGGGCCGGCAGCCCCCUUCCUGAGGAAGUCUGACCGUGAGCGUCUCGAGGCACAGACACGGAUCUUCGACAUGAAAAAGGAGUGCUUUGUGCCCGACCCAGUCGAAGAGUUCGUCAAGGCUUCCGUUGUCAGCCGGGAAGACGGGAAAGCCACAGUGGAUAUGUCAAAUGGGAAGCAAGGCACAUUCAAAGAGGAGGACCUUAUGCAACAGAAUCCUCCAAAGUUUGACAAGAUUGAGGACAUGGCCAUGUUGACUUUCCUCCACGAGCCUGCUGUGCUGUUUAACCUCAAAGAGCGUUAUGCAGCCUGGAUGAUCUACACCUAUUCUGGGCUGUUCUGUGUAACUGUCAACCCCUACAAGUGGCUGCCAGUCUACAACCAGGAAGUGGUGAUUGCCUACAGAGGCAAGAAGAGGCAAGAAGCUCCUCCUCACAUCUUCUCUAUCUCUGACAACGCCUACCAGUACAUGCUGGCAGAUCGAGAGAACCAGUCAAUCCUGAUUACUGGAGAAUCUGGUGCAGGAAAGACUGUCAACACCAAGAGAGUCAUCCAGUACUUUGCCAGCAUUGCGGCCAGUGGAGGAAAGAAGGAGACAGAUAAAAAUAAGGGAACCCUGGAGGAUCAAAUCAUCCAGGCCAACCCUGCUCUUGAGGCCUUUGGUAAUGCAAAGACCAUCAGAAAUGACAAUUCCUCCAGAUUCGGAAAAUUCAUCCGUAUCCACUUUGACACUCGAGGAAAGCUGGCUUCAGCUGACAUUGAAACAUAUCUCCUUGAGAAGUCCCGUGUCACCUUUCAGCUUAAAGCCGAGAGAGACUACCACAUCUUCUACCAAAUGCUGUCCAACAAGAAACCCGAAAUACUUGAGAUGCUGCUGGUCUCAUCCAACCCCUAUGACUACUCAUUCAUCUCCCAAGGAGAGACCACCGUGGCCUCCAUCGAUGAUGCUGAUGAGCUCAUGGCCACUGAUUCCGCCUUUGAUGUGCUGGGUUUCACACAAGAGGAAAAAAAUUCUGUGUACAAGUUGACCGGUGCCAUAAUGCACUACGGCAACAUGAGGUUCAAGCAGAAGCAGCGUGAGGAGCAGGCAGAGGCUGAUGGCACUGAGGAUGCUGACAAAUCAGCGUACCUGAUGGGCCUGAACUCUGCUGACCUCAUCAAGGGCCUGUGUCACCCGAGAGUCAAAGUAGGAAACGAGUGGGUCACCAAAGGGCAGACUGUAGAUCAGGUGUACUACGCUAUUGGUGCCCUCUCAAAAUCAGUCUAUGAGAAGAUGUUUUUGUGGAUGGUGGUGAGAAUCAACCAGUCCCUAGAGACAAAGCAGCCCAGACAGUAUUUCAUCGGUGUGCUGGACAUUGCUGGGUUUGAGAUCUUUGAUUUCAACACUUUUGAGCAACUUUGCAUCAACUUCACCAAUGAGAAACUGCAACAGUUUUUCAACCACCACAUGUUUGUGUUGGAACAAGAGGAGUACAAGAAGGAAGGCAUUGAGUGGGAGUUCAUUGACUUUGGCAUGGACUUGCAGGCCUGCAUUGAUCUCAUUGAGAAGCCUAUGGGUAUCAUGUCCAUCCUUGAAGAGGAGUGCAUGUUCCCUAAAGCCUCUGACAACACCUUCAAGGCAAAGCUUUAUGACAACCAUCUUGGAAAAUCUGGAAACUUCCAGAAGCCAAGAAAUGUGAAAGGCAAAGCCGAGGCCCAUUUCUCCCUGGUUCACUACGCUGGCACUGUGGACUACAACAUUUGCAACUGGCUGGUGAAGAACAAGGACCCUUUGAAUGAGACGGUUGUUGGACUUUACCAGAAGUCAUCAUUAAAGCUCCUUUCCAUCCUGUUUCUAGGCUAUGCGGGUGCAGAAUCAGCAGAUGGAGGAAAGAAAGAAAAGAAGAAGAAAGGAUCGUCUUUCCAGACAGUGUCUGCUCUUCACAGGGAAAAUCUCAACAAGCUGAUGACCAACUUGAGGUCGACUCACCCCCACUUUGUGCGCUGCAUCAUCCCCAAUGAGACCAAGACUCCUGGGGCAAUGGAAAACCCUCUGGUGAUGCACCAGCUGCGCUGUAACGGUGUGCUGGAAGGCAUCAGGAUCUGCAGAAAGGGCUUCCCCAACAGGAUCCUCUAUGGAGACUUCAAGCAGAGAUACCGUAUCUUAAACCCAAAUGCAAUCCCAGAGGGACAGUUCAUGGACAGCAGGAAGAGUGCAGAAAAAUUGUUGGCAUCUCUGACGGAUAUUGAUCAUCAACAGUACAGAUUCGGCCAUACCAAGGUAUUCUUCAAAGCUGGUCUCCUGGGUCGACUUGAGGAAAUGCGAGAUGAACGUCUUUCCAAGAUUAUCACGUUAAUCCAAGCCAGGUCACGUGGUCUUCUUUCAAGAAUUGAAUUCCAGAGGAUGGUGGAGCGCAGGGAUGCCUUACUUGUCAUCCAAUGGAAUGUGCGAUCCUUUAUGGCGGUCAAGAAUUGGCCAUGGAUGAAGCUUUUCUUCAAGAUAAAGCCAUUGCUGAGGUCAGCUGAGGCAGAGAAGGAGAUGGCCAACAUGAAGGAUGAAUUCCUGAAAUUGAAAGAGGCCUAUGCAAAAUCUGAGGCUCGCAGAAAGGAGCUUGAAGAAAAGAUGGUCUCACUUCUUCAAGAGAAGAAUGACCUUCAGCUUCAAGUCCAGUCUGAACAAGACAACCUCUGUGAUGCUGAGGAGAGGUGUGAAGGUCUCAUUAAAAGCAAGAUCCAACUGGAGGCAAAGAUCAAAGAGCAGACUGAGAGACUGGAGGAUGAGGAGGAGAUGAAUGCUGAGCUGACUGCUAAGAAGAGGAAGCUGGAGGAUGAGUGCUCAGAGCUCAAGAAGGACAUUGAUGAUCUGGAGCUCACCUUGGCCAAAGUGGAGAAGGAAAAGCAUGCCACAGAAAAUAAGGUCAAGAAUCUGACUGAGGAGAUGGCGGGUCUUGAUGAAAUCAUUGCCAAAUUGACCAAGGAAAAGAAGGCCCUUCAAGAAGCACAUCAGCAAACACUUGAUGACCUGCAGAGUGAGGAAGACAAAGUCAACACCCUCAGCAAGGCCAAAAUCAAGCUGGAGCAACAAGUGGAUGAUCUUGAAGCCUCUUUGGAACAAGAGAAGAAGGUGCGAAUGGAUCUAGAGAGAGCCAAGAGAAAGCUGGAGGGUGACUUAAAGUUGACCCAGGAAAAUGUCAUGGACCUCGAAAAUGACAAACAGCAGCUUGAGGAGAAGCUUAAAAAGAAGGACUUUGAAGUCAGCCAGCUUAAUAGCAAAAUUGAAGAUGACCAAGCCAUUAUUAUGCAACUUCAAAAGAAACUGAAGGAACUUCAGGCGCGAGUGGAAGAGCUGGAGGAAGAGCUUGAGGCAGAGCGAGCUGCCAGAGCUAAAGUGGAGAAGCAGAGAGCAGACCUGGCCAGAGAGCUGGAGGAGAUCAGUGAGAGGCUGGAGGAGGCUGGAGGAGCAACUGUUGCCCAGAUUGAGAUGAACAAGAAGAGGGAGGCUGAGUUCCAGAAGCUGCGCAGGGACCUCGAAGAGGCCACUCUGCAGCAUGAAGCCACAGCCGCCACCCUGAGGAAGAAACAAGCUGACAGCGUGGCCGACCUGGGAGAGCAGAUAGACAACCUGCAGAGAGUCAAGCAGAAGCUUGAGAAGGAGAAGAGUGAGCUCAGACUAGAGCUGGAUGACGUGGCAGCAAGUAUGGAACAGGUGGUCAAAGUCAAGACCAACAUGGAGAAAAUGUGCAGAAGCUUGGAGGACCAAGUGAAUGAAUACAGGAGCAAAGGCGAGGAGAGUCAAAGAUCGCUGAAUGAUUUCACAACCCAGAAAGCCAAACUUCAAGCAGAUAAUGAUGAGUUGGGAAGGCAGCUUGAGGAGAAAGAAUCGCUGAUCUCACAGCUGACAAGAGGCAAGACCUCCUACAACCAACAGCUUGAAGAUCUCAAAAGACAACUGGAAGAGGAAGUUAAGGCUAAAAAUGCCCUUGCUCAUGCAGUGCAAUCUGCUCGUCAUGACUGUGACCUGCUCAGAGAGCAGUUUGAGGAGGAGCAGGAGGCCAAGGCUGAACUCCAGAGGUCCAUGUCUAAGGCCAACUCUGAGGUGGCUAAUUGGAGAACCAAGUACGAGACUGAUGCCAUCCAGAGGACAGAGGAACUGGAAGAGGCAAAGAAGAAACUGGUUCAACGUCUACAAGAUGCUGAAGAAGCAGUGGAGGCUGUGAAUGCCAAAUGCUCCUCGCUGGAGAAGACCAAGCACAGAUUGCAGAAUGAGAUCGAAGACCUCAUGGUGGAUGUUGAGAAAUCCAAUGCGGCUGCUGCCUCUCUGGAUAAAAAACAAAGGAACUUUGAUAAAGUAUUGUCAGAGUGGAAACAAAAGUAUGAGGAGUCUCAGUGUGAACUAGAGAGUUCCCAGAAGGAAUCGAGAAGCAUGAGCACGGAACUCUUCAAACUGAAGAACUCCUAUGAGGAAGCUUUGGACCACCUAGAAACACUGAAGAGAGAAAAUAAGAUCCUCCAAGAGGAAAUCAGUGAUCUCUCUGAGCAACUUGGUGAGGGAGCUAAAACAGCCCAUGAGCUGGAGAAAGUUCGUAAACAAUUGGAGCAGGAGAAAACCGAAAUUCAAGCUGCUCUGGAGGAAGCAGAGGGUUCACUGGAGCACGAGGAAGGUAAAAUCUUGAGGACUCAACUGGAAUUCAACCAGGUGAAGGCUGAUAUUGAGCGCAAACUGUCUGAGAAGGACGAGGAGAUGGAGCAGAGCAAGAGAAACACACAGAGGACCAUCGACACCCUGCAGAGCUCCCUGGAGGCUGAGACUCGCAGCAGGAACGAGGCGCUCAGGAUCAAGAAGAAGAUGGAGGGAGACCUCAAUGAGAUGGAGAUCCAAUUGAGUCAGGCCAACAGGCAGGCAGCAGAGGCCCAGAAGCACCUCAAGGCUAUACAGUCGCAUCUUAAGGAUGCACAGCUGCAGUUGGAUGACUCCCUGAGGAGCAAUGAUGAUCUAAAGGAGAACAUUGCUAUCGUGGAGAGGCGUAACAACCUGCAACAGGCAGAGCUGGAGGAGCUGAGGAACUUGGUGGAGCAGACUGAGAGAGGCCGGAAACUGGCUGAGCAGGAAUUGCUUGACAUUACUGAGCGAGUGCAACUGCUCCACUCACAGAACACCAGCCUUCUGAACCAGAAGAAGAAGUUGGACAGUGAUAUAACUCAACUUCAUGCUGAGUUUGAGGAUUCACUCCAGGAGUGCAGGAACGCUGAGGAGAAGGCCAAGAAGGCCAUCACUGAUGCUGCCAUGAUGGCUGAGGAGCUGAAGAAGGAGCAGGACACCAGCGCUCACCUGGAGCGCAUGAAGAAGAACAUGGAGCAGACCAUCAAGGACCUGCAGCACCGCCUGGAUGAGGCUGAGCAGAUUGCCAUGAAAGGAGGCAAGAAGCAACUGCAGAAGCUGGAGGCCAGGGUCAGAGAUCUGGAGACAGAGGUGGAGAACGAGCAGAAGAAAAGUAGUGAGUCAGUGAAGGGAGUUCGUAAAUACGAACGCCGUAUCAAGGAGCUCACCUACCAGACUGAAGAGGACAAGAAGAAUGUCGCCCGUCUGCAAGAUCUGGUGGACAAGCUGCAGCUGAAGGUCAAGGCCUACAAGAGAUCUGCUGAGGAGGCUGAAGAGCAAGCUAAUGUUCACCUUGGCAAGUUCCGGAAGCUUCAGCAUGAGCUGGAUGAGGCUGUUGAGCGAGCCGACAUUGCUGAGUCUCAAGUCAACAAGAUGCGUACCAAAAGCAGGGACGUGGGUUCUAAGAAAGGGUUUGAUGAAUAAGGCUCUACACCCAGCAAUACCCAGCCAGCAGUCCUUCGCACUAAGUGCAACAGCGACUCCCUUUAAAACCACUGCCUCCCUCCUACGUGUGUGUGAAAUAAAAUCACCUUCAGCAAACUGA
This is a messenger RNA of Engraulis encrasicolus (European anchovy), 6067 nucleotides long. RefSeq names its product myosin-7-like. Bases 142 to 5946 code for a protein of 1934 amino acids. Lineage: Eukaryota; Metazoa; Chordata; Actinopteri; Clupeiformes; Engraulidae. Gene Ontology annotation, molecular function: actin filament binding; microfilament motor activity; ATP binding. The record is from RefSeq and is a predicted model, not a curated record. The transcript is spliced from 39 exons. Gene Ontology annotation, cellular component: myosin II complex; cytoplasm; myosin filament. Gene Ontology annotation, biological process: sarcomere organization; cardiac muscle contraction; adult heart development.